AAGAAACUAUGAGAAACGGGACUUCUUUCAACUUAAAAUUUUUAAAGGGGGAAAAAAAAUCAAAGCUUUAGCUACUCUCUCAAUCAGCAAAGCCUGCACUUUCCUCACUAAGCUGUGACUCCGUAUAAUAAAGGAUCUACUUUAUCUCACUGGAUCCAUGCUACAUUUUACUACAUAUGUUCUUGAGGAAGAAGUGCAGAUAUGGAUCACGUAAGCUGCAGUUUCUCUUGUUGUUUCUGAUGCUGGGUUUUUUGCUACUGAUGGUUACAACGCUGAAUCCACCUCCCAGCACCCAGAGCAAGGAAGGGACUUUCCAGCCUGUGGAGUUCAACCCCCGGGAAGGGUAUCAGAUGGACUUUGUGGAGACCCAAGAGAUGCUGGAAACCCAGGAGGAGAGCCAGCAGUAUUACCCUUUGGAUGGUCUAUCGCCUUUCAUCUCCCUGCGGGAGGAUGAGUUGAUCAUGGCCGUCGUGUCGCCCACCGGCAAAAGGAACCACAGCAAGGCCAGGAAGGGCUAUCGCGUGGUGAAGCAGCAGAGCAGGCGGCCGGAGGGGAAGGCAGAGGGGGGCCCCGAGUCCCAGCCGCUGUCCCUUCCCCUGCAGGAUGGACAAGGGGCUGCUGCGGGGGAGCGGCCGCUCGGCCUGGAGACGCACGGCUUUAACGAGGUGCUCAGCGAGCGGAUCGCGCUGCGCCGGGACCUGCCUGAGGUACGACACCCGUUGUGCCUACAGCAAAAAUAUGACUCCAGUUUGCCUACUGCUAGUGUCAUCAUCUGUUUCCAUGAUGAAGCCUGGUCUACUCUGCUGAGAACUGUGCACAGCAUUAUGGAUACAGCCCCAAAGGCCUUCCUCAAGGAUAUCAUCCUAGUCGAUGAUCUCAGCCAGCAAGGGCCCCUGAAGUCAGCUCUGAGUGAAUACAUCUCUAAGCUGGAUGGUGUGAAGCUCAUCCGGAGCAACAAGAGGCUUGGAGUCAUCCGAGGUCGGAUGCUAGGAGCUGCACGGGCUACCGGGGAUGUGCUCAUCUUCAUGGAUUCCCACUGCGAGUGCCAGAAGGGCUGGCUGGAACCCCUCCUGGCCAGGCUCUCCAGCAGCCGAAACAGUGUCGUCUCCCCUGUCAUAGAUGUCAUUGACUGGAAGACCUUUCAGUACUAUCACUCUGUGGGCUUGCAUCGAGGUGUUUUUGAUUGGAAAUUAGAUUUUCAUUGGGAACCAGUGCCAGAACAUGAAGAGAAGGUACGACAGUCUCCCAUCAGCCCUAUCAGGAGUCCUGCAGUAGCUGGUGCAGUGGUGGCCAUGGAUCGACAUUACUUCCAAAAUUCUGGAGCUUAUGAUUCUGACAUGACCAUGUGGGGAGCAGAAAACCUGGAACUAUCUAUUAGGACCUGGCUCUGUGGUGGCUCUGUAGAAAUUAUCCCAUGCUCCCGAGUUGGGCACGUCUAUCGAAAUCACUUCCCCCGUGCUUUCUCCUAUGAAGACGCCAUUGUGAGGAACAGAAUCCGAAUAGCAGAGACCUGGCUGGGCUCCUUUAAAGAGAACUUCUACAAGCAUGACACAGUGGCUUACUUAAUCAGCAAGGCAGAGAAGCCAGACUGCAGCGAGCGCCUUCAGCUACAGAAGAGACUGGGCUGUAGAAAUUUCCAGUGGUUUCUAUCAAAUGUGUACCCUGAACUUUCCCAAACUGAAGACACACCAAGAUUCUCUGGCAAGCUUUACAAUACUGGUGUUGGCUUCUGUGCAGAUUACAGGCCUGGAAGAGCUACUGCAGAAGGGUCUAUUGAACUCUCCCCUUGCAGUGACAGUCUCACCCAGCACUUUGAAUAUAACAUGAAGGAAAUCUUGCUUGGUUCUGCUCCGCUGCUUUGCUUUGAUGUCAGACAUGGGAAGAUUGUCCCCCAAAACUGUACAAAGGAGACAGAUAACAGCAACCAGCACUGGGAUGUCCAGGAGAAUGGAAUGAUUGUCCAUGUCCUUUCUGGCAAAUGCAUAGAGGCAGCAAAGAGUGAAGAUGAGAAGGACUUGUUUCUGUGUGCGUGUAACAAGAACGCAAAUCAGGUGUGGCAAUUUGAACGUUCCCAUGGGCUACGUCAGAGGUGACUGGCAAGUCUCUACAGAACUCAAGUCUCCAAAGUUUAACAUUUCUUCUGCUUGGGAUUUAAGAUGCAUUUCCUGCAACGACAGCAAGAUGUUUAUGUUUGCUGUAGCAUGCAGGGAAGUCAGGAAUGUCUCUUGUUUAAAAGCCUGGCUUCUGGUUAAUCCAGCUCUAGCUAAAAUUUCUAUUUAUUCUGCGAAGCAGGGAAUAGAGAGAUUGUGAGAAUCAAUAAAUUCUCAACUCUGCUAUUGCAGAAGACAUUUAGGUUUGCCCUUUGAUGGAAACAUGGAAAAUUGGCUGCCAGACAGCUUGUCUUCAGUAUACGCUAUGACUUCUGAGGAUACAGGAAAAGAAGUGAGAUUUUUGAAACUGUAAGAAGAAGCCAGCUAAACCAGGUCAGGAGUUUAGCCUUGUUUUACAAUGCCCUCGACUCAUAUAAAACAAAGUAGGUUUUGUAUGUAUAAAAGUAAUAGAUGUUUCCACAUGUAAUGGCAAAAAAAAAAUUGUUUUGCAGUUAACCUGAGCCAAAUUUCUACUCUCUGUGAGAUUACACAGAGCAUAAAUUAACACUUAAUUAGGCAUUUAUUGCUCUAAUUGACUUGGACUACUGACAGUCCUCAGUAUUUGGCACACCCUUCCUUAAAUCCUUGUCCACAGUCUAAUUUGGAUGGGAGAAUGAGACUGAAAUAUUAACAACUUUUUAAUGUUGUUUUUAAAUUAUAUUUAAGGACAACUCCUCAGGAAACUUUUGUGGUAGUAAGGAGGGUAACAGCUUCUCUGCUUAUUUGGGAAGAGAAAGAAUUGGCGGCAUCCAUUUGCUCUUGUAAAGCCAUGGGAUGAGCUUACUAUUAUUAUUAUUAUUGUUGUUAUUAUUACUAUUAUUACAGUAACAAAAGUGCUGGCUGAAAACAGCAAGUGAAGGGGAACAGCCAGUUUCAGCAGUGGCUACCUAGGAAGAAAAUACUGGUUUGCUUCCAUUUGCUUGCAGCCUGAGUUAAGUCUUUCAAGCUAUCAGUUUUAGCCAAGAAGAUUGUGUAGAUUCUUGCUGUCGUGGGUCUUCAAGAUGAUCCUGAAAAGACCACAUUUUCUAAAGAAGCUUUUUCUGUAGAGCCUGCAUUGCUGCUGACCUGCUGUCUUUCAAAGGAGUGAAUGAGAGAUGAGGUUAAAUAACAAGAAUGGUCUCACACAGUAUGAACUUAGCCAAGCAAACUGCCACCUCAGUAUCUCAUUAGGCUACUUUCCUUUUUGAAGAUAAAGUCAAUGAUGACACUUCCCAAGAGCCUGCAAAGAGAGAAGAACAAAGAUUUGGGAGUCUUCCCACAUCAACACAUCUGAUUUAUAGUAUAAGUCAAUCAUAAUCCUAUGUACAUAUUAAAGGGGAAGGGUAUCAUUAAUGAAAUUCACUUAGGUUUUGAAUUAUUUUCAAGAGACAGAAAAUUGCGUGGUUUUUUUUUUUAUGUACAGCACAUUGUUUAAACUUUAGAGAAAGGAAGGAGUAACAGAUUAUUCUGCUUAGAGCCUUCCAGUUACCUGCUCUCCGUAAAUCACAAUAAAUUGGUAUCAAGCAUAUAAAAUUGGUUACCACAGAGGACAUGAAGAGUGUUCUCUGUUGUGUUGUCCAAAACAUCUCCCAGUGUCUAACUCUCUGCUUUGAGUGCUAAAGAUUCCACACUGUGUUAAGGCAUCACUCCAAUCAUCUUGAUUACCACUUAUGCUUUCUUUGAUAGCAUCAGAAUCUAUUACUAUUUCUGCUGUGUCAUGUAAAAUUUCCUGCGACAUUCUGGAAAAUGCUUUAAUUUUCAGCUAAGAUGAUGAUAGCAACCUCUUCCAGAACACCAAGUGAUACCUGACCAUUGCCCAAAUCUAGGGUGAGAAAAGAGAAUUUUUAAAAUUGCAUAAAAGCUGAAGUAAAAUGCUGUUUUAAUGACAUGUGAUGCCUUUAUUUUAAAUUAUGACUAUGCCAGGUUUUUAAAUUAUGUGUUAUUUAUUAUAUUUUGGACACUACACGGGGAAUAUAAUUCCUUCAGAAUUUAGGUAAAUGUUAAAAAAAUGUGUAUACAAAUAUGGUAAUUGACCACAAGUGAUAUUUAUCACAAAGAAGAAUGAAAAUAUUUUUGGUUUAGAGAGGAAAUGUUUGGAAUUUCAGAGACAUGGACAUCUUCAUUUAUACUACUUUUUAACAUAGUGAUAAAAACCUAGAAAAUAAGGUUUGCUGUAUAUAUAUGUACCAUAUAAAAAUAUGUUACCUAAUACCUCUUUGCACAAUAAAAUGAAAAUCUAUAGUGCAGUGCCAUUUAGAAAAUAAUUGUUAAUGCACUUGUUUUACUUAGUAACAGAGUAAAUGUAUGUUUGGUUUCCAAGGGAACUAAAUUCCAGAGCAUGGGCCAGAAGGGAACGUGGAUUGUGGAGCACACUUCCCUCUAAUAUAAACAAAACUUAGUACACACAAAUUAAAAAAAAACAAAGGGAAAGCAUCUAUCCCUGUUUUUCCUAUUUUCUUUCCUAUAUGGCUUUUAAAUGGAUUGGUUAGUUGUACCAGUACUGUUUCCUCAUUGUGGUCAUUUAGACUUUGCCCCUGUGGUUACAUCUACGAGCUAAAUUCUUCUCCUUAUGGGACUUAUGGGCUCAAUAAAGAGUGGUGGCUAGCAUGCUGGUAUGUUUUCCUCAUUUUUACCCAUCUUCCAUUCAAUACUAGCACACAAUGAUGCUUUGAGCACCACAAAACAUAGAAUUACUUUCAGUUCUCUAUUUAGACAUGGUCAACAUUUCAGGUUCCACUAAUUCCCAUGACAGGAGAGACAUGUAAGGACAAAAUGUUUCAGGGAAGAAUGAAGCAGUUUAAACUUUGAAGACCUCCAAAGCAGAGCCUCAGGCAAGAGCAAAGGAAUUCCAGCCUAACACAAAUAAAUACCUUAUAGUGUAACUCCACCUGUUUCUUUGAAUUUUGCAACCCAGGCACAGUGCUUUGAGCCAAACCCACCCAUGAAACUGAGCUAAAAGGUCAGAUUCAAGAACAGGUCACCUUUUGGUUGACAGCACUUACUAAACAGCCUAGUUUAUUCCUCUCCCAGCUCAUGGAAAACGGAAGAAAAUAAAGACUUGAAAUACUAUUCAGAGUACUUUUAAACCAAGCCCCAGCUGAUGCAGUUGGUGUUGGCCGUAGGCUGGGGUUUGUCCUGUUAGGUGAGGUGCCAUCACUGGCACAGAGAAGCAAUGGCAGCAUUCCUCUCCAUGUGUUAAGCUGAAGUCUAAACGGGGACAGAAGGUUUACCAACCUUCAUGCUAAAUCCUGUGGCACAGAAAUGUUGAGGGUAUCUCUCAGUCCAUGUGUAAGUGCCUCCAGGUCCUGCCUUGAAGAUGUUCAUUGAGCUGUAAUACUUUCUGCUGAUUGAAAUGCAAUAGCUUCCAUUUCUGAUAUCCCCAGGAAAGAAUGGAACUAUGUUCAGGCAUCCUAGACAAGAACAGUAACAUCCCAGGUUUCCCUAACAGCUGGAAGGUGACAUGUGAGUGACAGCUUUCAGAUUCUGACUUUUUAUCUCAUUUUGUCUCAAGCAGUUUGAUUCAAACUGCAAACAUAUUGGAAGAAAGUAAUAAAGGAGUGUUUUGCAAAUACAUAACAUGCUUUUAAGCUAUGCAAACUGCAUGUGUCUGCCCUGAAUAAAGUGUAGCAGUGCACA
Messenger RNA from Vidua macroura (Pin-tailed whydah), 5765 nucleotides. It is a transcript of the gene GALNT15, whose product is annotated as polypeptide N-acetylgalactosaminyltransferase 15. Gene Ontology annotation, cellular component: Golgi apparatus. Lineage: Eukaryota; Metazoa; Chordata; Aves; Passeriformes; Viduidae. The transcript is spliced from 11 exons. The coding region runs from base 177 to 2093 and encodes 638 amino acids. The record is from RefSeq and is a predicted model, not a curated record.